Messenger RNA from Danaus chrysippus (African queen), 285 nucleotides. The record is from the annotation of a GenBank genome assembly. Lineage: Eukaryota; Metazoa; Arthropoda; Insecta; Lepidoptera; Nymphalidae.
AUGGACGCGCGUUCGGUCCGCGCGCCGCUCAUUGGCCGAGUGAAGCGGCGGCCAUCGCUGCGAGACUCGCGCUCGCCCAAUAGAACUGCGUCCCGCUCGCCCCGCCCACUUCCUGUUAGCGAGUCGGCGGGAGAACGCGCCAGUAUUCACAUGGACCAGCUACGACACGGACGCUCGCUCACUCACGCACACACUCAUACCGUACACAUACACUCUACACUCACAGAGAAAAUGAUGCUGAUGCGACGAAACAAACAUCCGACCUACAGAUAUGAAUAUUGCUAG